Molecule: messenger RNA, 768 nt
Organism: Emericellopsis cladophorae
Lineage: Eukaryota; Fungi; Ascomycota; Sordariomycetes; Hypocreales; Bionectriaceae
Exons: 2
Coding region: 1-768 (255 amino acids)
Source: RefSeq, a predicted model, not a curated record
AUGUCUACCACCGCACCUACAGUUGACAAUGCCACCGCAGAGGCAUCUGCGCCCGCGCUUGACGCCAGCCCAACAGACACCGGCGUCGCGUCUACUAGUGUGAACAACAAGAAUGAAGGUAUCAACAAUCUCCCGGGUGCGAACCAAUCUUCCGAAGCUGCCACCAAGACAGACAGCUCGGCAGUCAUCAACAACAGCGCGGGAUACACUAACAUACCCGACGGCGCCGGCCCUGCUGUCGGCGCACCAAAACCAGUGGAAGUCACUUCUGUUCCCGAGACUCCCGUGAACCACGGCACACCCGCCGGCGGAACCCCUCGGCCUGAGCUGAAUAUUGGCGGCGCCACGCCCAACGAGAAAACCCCAGAGCCCAACGCGAUACUCGGUCCUGGCGAUAAUCAGCCAACGAGCGCACCAAAGGAGCCUGUGGAAGAUCUAGCCGGGCCUGACCGGGCCUCUACGACGGGUGAUAAGAGGAAAAUAGUCACUGAGACAGAGACUGCGCCUGCUGACGCUCCUACGGCUACGACGGCCUCGACCAACGGGAAUGCUAAGGCGGAAGAAGACUCCGAGCGCCCAGAGAAGAAGCCCAAACUCACUGAGAAAAUCGCAGACAAAAUCCACGAUGUGAAGGACAAAGUCACGGGCGGCGAGGGCGAGACGAAGAAGGCCGGCCGGCCGAAGAAGGAUAAGAAGGCGCCGCCGGCGGUGGGCAGGACGGAGCGAAAGACCAGGAGCCAAGGCGCGCCUGUCGGAGAGAAUGUCUAA